Trichomonas vaginalis G3 is the source of this 2496-nucleotide messenger RNA. RefSeq lists its product as uncharacterized. The record is from RefSeq and is a predicted model, not a curated record. Bases 1 to 2496 code for a protein of 831 amino acids. NCBI's taxonomy places the organism in Eukaryota, Parabasalia, Trichomonadida, Trichomonadidae. The transcript has a single exon.
AUGAAUUCAGAUGGUAUCAACACAAAGUUGGUCAACAUUGAAUUAUAUGAGAAAAAAUAUUCUCAAGAAACGAGCAACAAGAAAGUGUCAUUAUCUCCAACAUCAGAAAUCAAUCUUUUCUGUAAGAUAAUGACGAAAAAGGCUGGAUAUCAAAUAAAAACCCUAAAACAAGCACUAGAAUUUAUCGACAAUUAUAUACCUGAAGAAAAUAAACUUGAUUCAACCCAAUCUGACUCCUCAAAUUCUGAAGAAUUCGAAGAUCAAAUUCAUCAAUUAACAACUGACAAUAACACUCUACGCAAAACAAAUACAGAUUUAGUUGUGCAAAAGGAAUUGCUUGAGAAACGCGUUGCAUCUUUACAAUCCGAAGUUUUUAAUUUACAAAAACAGGCAUCAAGUUCAAAUUCAAGUUCAAAGAAAGAAGAAAUCAUGUCUAAUUAUAUAAAUCAGCUGACAGAUCAAAUAAAUACGCAAAUUGAAGAAAUUUCAAAAAUAACGAACCAAAGAAAUUCACUUGUGAAGCUAUUACAACGGCAAAAUCAGAUUAUUGAGAAAAUAUUUGAUACAAAAGUUCCAGUAAUACAAGUUGUACAUAAAGAAGAACCAAAACCAACAGUAAAUGAAAUAAAAUCUGAUGAUAAUCACUUUAUUUUGGCCAAAAUUAGCAAUAACAUAUUAAAAUCUUUACCAUAUUUGUCUACUGAUAUCACAAAGAUUACAGAUCUCUCAAAUAAAUCAGUAAUUGAAAGAAUUUUGUUGAUGAUUUCGACUUUGAUUGAGAAAAUCAAGGAUUCUGAGAAAGAUAAUGACAAAAUCAAUGAAUUGAAUGAAGAAUUGGCCAAAGAAAAGCAGAAAUCAUUUAGAAUUUUAACAGUUUUGGAAGAAGAAAUGAAAUUUUUGAUAACUACAAGCGGAUCUGAAGCAUUGCAGAAGGCCCUUUUCUUUGAGAAACCAUAUACAGGACCAGUCAUGGUUGACAACAGCUGCAGAAAGGAAAUUUUGAGGAGAUCUACAAAUGUUGCAAAAUUUAUUGAGAGAAACAACAUAAAAAUAGACGAAAAUGAGAUAAUUACUGAUGAAACAAUGGAUUAUACUACACAGAUCUUUAAGUUAUUCUCACCUAAAACGCUUCAAGAACAAAUUAAUAAUUUUAUGAUUAGAGAAGAGAAGCCUGAUGACAAUACAAGAGAGUUAUUUUGUCUUUAUACAGCAUCUGUUGUUAUGGGAAACGUUCUUCUUUCGUUUACAACUGAAGAACAACAGAGAAAUGCAAUAAUGAGGAAAGAAAUUCUGAAUUUAAGGGAAGAAAUGGAUAAAAGCGUAUUAGAAUACAACCAGUUAAAGACUUUCAAUAAAUCAGUCAUCAAAUCAAUUUCAAAACUUCCAACUUUUGACAAAAAUUUGACAAUUUCAGAAAAUGUCAGAAAAAUUUCUUUGGUUUAUCAAGAAAAUGAAAUCAAUAAAAGUGAGAUACAAAGUCUCAAAGAAGAGAACGCACAGUCAGCAUUAAAUAUUGCUGAUCUAAAUAAACAAGUUAAAGCUGUUUCAAACGAAAAAGUUGAAAUUGAAAUUUCAUUCCAAAAUAAAUUAAACGAAAUCAAUGAGAAACUAUCGAAUACUGAAACAGAACUGAAAGAAAAGCAGUUACAAGUUCAAGAAUUCUCAAGAAAUGUUGAAAAUCUUGAAAAAGUAAGAGAUACUCAAAAUGAAAUCAUUGAACAGAAAAGAAACAAGCUUGCUGACUUAGAAAUUGAAUUAGAACAACUGAAAGUUGAUCUGACUAACUUAAAUGCUGAUUUAAAGAAAGAAAAAACAGAUAAUGAAAAUUUAUUAAAUGAAAAUAGUGAGAUGAAGCAAAAAAGCGAAUUGCAAAACACUGAUAUUGCUGAACUUAAAACAAAUUUGUUGCAAUUAAAGCUUGAAAACGAAAAAUCUCAAAAAUAUAUUCAAAAUCAAUGUAAAACAUAUUCAAUUGCUACAAAUACUAGUGAAAGCAAUCAGAUGCAGCCUGUUUUUGAUAAACUUAAUGAAUAUGAGCAAGAAUUAUCCCAAAGAUUAGAAACAAUUGUUGAAUUAGAACAAAAAGUGACAAAUUAUCAAAGUGAAGUGAAAUUUUUGAAGGAAAAAGAAGAAGAAUUGAAAGUAAAAAUUGACGAAAAUGAGAAACUGAAAGCUGCUGCAGGUGAAAUAGCGUGUGAAGCAAAGAACGCCAUGCAAUGGAGACUGUGGGCAAAUAGACUUCUUUCUAUCUUUGAUCAAGAUGCACCAAAUGAUAAAGAACUUAGACUAGCAAUUGAGCAGCAUGCUUUGGAGCCAUCUGUUCCUGGAUUAACUAAGCAGAAAAUCCAAAUUUUGAGAUUGCAAAAAAGAAUUUUGUCAUCUCAUGAAAAAUUGAAGUUGAUAAGAUCCAACACUCCUAUGAAAAUGCGAUCUAUUGCUAUUGCUACUCAUUUUUGUACUUAUUUAUCUAAUACUGUAUGUAAUGAAUCAAAAUGA